Molecule: messenger RNA, 2145 nt
Organism: Ipomoea nil (Japanese morning glory)
Lineage: Eukaryota; Viridiplantae; Streptophyta; Magnoliopsida; Solanales; Convolvulaceae
Product: laccase-12-like
Exons: 6
Coding region: 27-1820 (597 amino acids)
Biological process (GO): lignin catabolic process
Cellular component (GO): apoplast
Molecular function (GO): copper ion binding; hydroquinone:oxygen oxidoreductase activity
Source: RefSeq, a predicted model, not a curated record
AAACCAAAAAGAUCCAAAGCAAAACAAUGGAGGCAUUUGGCAGCAGCAUCGCGAAACCAGCCUGCUCGUUUUUCUUCUUUGGCCUUCUGCUUCUCCUUGCAACCGGGUCUUCUUUGGCGAAUGCAGAAGUUCACCGCCAUGAAUUUGUUGUUCAAGAAACACCAGUGAAGAGGCUGUGCAAAACCCACAGCACAAUAACGGUGAAUGGACAGCUCCCUGGACCGACAUUGGAAGUGAAUAAUGGCGAUACGCUAAUGGUGAAAGUUGUGAACAGAGCUCAAUACAACCUCACCAUUCACUGGCAUGGUGUUCGGCAACUAAGAACAGCAUGGGCAGACGGGCCAGAGUUCAUUACUCAGUGCCCAAUUAAGCCGGGAGGGAGCUAUACAUACCGAUUUACAAUUGAGGGACAGGAAGGCACACUUUGGUGGCACGCCCACAGCUCAUGGCUGAGGGCCACGGUCUAUGGAGCGCUCAUCAUCCACCCAAGAAAAGGAGAACCCUAUCCAUUUCCUAAGCCUGCAAGAGAAACACCCAUAGUACUAGGCGAGUGGUGGGAUGCAAACCCCAUUGAUGUUAUAAGGCAGGCAACGAUAACUGGAGCAGCUCCAAAUGUUUCAGAUGCAUUCACCAUCAACGGUCAGCCUGGUGAUCUGUACAGAUGCUCGAGUCAAGGUAAGAACUUUCGGAGCCUUAACUCUGCAGCUCCUCGGUUACAAUUUGAUGCAGACACCACUAUUGUCCAUGUGAAUGCUGGCCAGACCCACCUCCUUCGGGUUAUUAACGCUGCACUUAACCAGCAGCUCUUUUUCUCGGUAGCCAACCACCAUCUCACAGUGGUUGGAGCGGAUGCCUCUUAUUUAAAGCCAUUCACCACUUCAGUCAUCAUGUUGGGGCCAGGACAGACUACUGAUGUCCUAAUUACGGGUAAUCAGCUGCCUGCCCGUUACUACAUGGCUGCAAGAGCAUACGCCAGUGCUCAAGGAGCACCUUUCGAUAACACUACAACAACAGCCAUCCUCGAGUAUAGCACAGCGCCCUGCCCAGCCAAGGGGAUCAAGAUCAGUCCACCUUUCCCACUUCUACCAGCAUAUAAUGACACAGCCACUGCCACUGCCUUCUCUAAUAGCCUCAGAAGUCCAAGACACGUGGAGGUGCCUACUCAAAUCGACGAAAAUCUGUUCAUCACUGUUGGUCUAGGACUCAAUAACUGCCCUGCUGGUGCAAGUCCCCAGAACUGCCAGGGACCAAAUGGCACCCGCUUCACUGCCAGCAUGAACAAUGUGUCUUUCGUGUUCCCAGCCAACUUUUCCCUGCUGCAGGCACACCACCAAGGUAUACCCGGAGUCUUCACAACAGACUUUCCAGCAACCCCACCAGUACAGUUUGAUUAUACUGGUAAUGUGGCCAGAUCACUUUGGCAACCUGCAUCCGGAACAAAGGUGUACAAGUUAAACUACGGAGCAAGAGUGCAGGUUGUGCUGCAGGGAACAAGUAUCUUCACAGCUGAGAACCACCCAAUCCAUCUUCACGGAUAUGAUUUUUACAUCAUUGCCGAGGGCUUUGGAAACUUCAAUCCACAAAGAGAUACAGCAAAAUUUAACCUCAUUGAUCCACCUAUGAGAAAUACAGCGAGUGUACCAGUCAAUGGAUGGUCAGUCAUACGAUUUGUUGCUGAUAAUCCAGGAGUGUGGAUAAUGCAUUGCCAUUUGGACGUUCACAUUACCUGGGGUUUGGCCAUGGUUUUCAUAGUGGAGAAUGGGAUAACAGAAUUGGAAGCAUUAGAGGAGCCUCCACCAGAUCUUCCAAUCUGUUGGUAACAUCAAUUAGCAAACAGUAAGAAAACCAAUCCAACAGUUCCAUUAAAAAAAGUAAAAACUUUUCCACUUAACAUAUACUUCUUGUUGUCUUUCCCUGCAUUAGGGCCCUGUUACCUGUUUCCUUGUUGAGUUGUUGUCCUGGUUGUAUGUAUUUUUUGAUAGAACAAGGGUCAAGACAGUGCAUAUCUAUCUUGCACUGUCUACCUUAAAACCCUGUUCAUAGCUCCUGUAUUCUUUAUAGCAUUACUAUCUGUUUAUUUUAAGUAAAUGUGUACUGUAAAUCAUAAAAAAAAUUAUAUCAAAAGCACAUGGUAAGUUCAAUUGA